Molecule: messenger RNA, 9024 nt
Organism: Engraulis encrasicolus (European anchovy)
Lineage: Eukaryota; Metazoa; Chordata; Actinopteri; Clupeiformes; Engraulidae
Gene: foxo3b
Product: forkhead box O3b
Exons: 4
Coding region: 820-3174 (784 amino acids)
Biological process (GO): regulation of transcription by RNA polymerase II
Cellular component (GO): mitochondrial matrix; nucleus
Molecular function (GO): RNA polymerase II cis-regulatory region sequence-specific DNA binding; DNA-binding transcription factor activity, RNA polymerase II-specific
Source: RefSeq, a predicted model, not a curated record
UCAGUGCAGUAAGUUUGUGCUUGUUGAACGCUGUCAAGAGAACGGAAUGUGUAGUAGUAGGUUAAGCUCUAAGUCGAGGUAGUAGCAGGACGCGAAAAGAUUAGACCUUUUUUUGCCUGGGUGCAAUUGACAUUUUGCCCCCGCAAAUGGCCAUUGAGGUGCACUCUUUUUUGGCAACAGAGCGCUGAUUCAGGAUUAAACGGGUUUUUUUUCGCUCUCUUCUCUUUUUGACCGUUAGCUUUACUAUCGCUGUCUUUCCAGUUUAGUGACCAGUGACAGGACACGGCAAUGGGCUGUCGCCAAUAAAACAACUCGAGAGGGUCGGGUAGGAAGGAAUCAGCGAUUUUGGAAUUGAGAACUGAGGGAGCUCGCGGCGGGUUGACGAAGGAUACGACCCAGGUCUUCCCUAUUUCAACCCAUUGGGAGACGACGAUUUUGACAGCUGGACAGUGAUUGCGCUACGGGAAUGCGUUUCUUGUGUGACGCGAGAUCACUUUCUUCUCGGCAGCAGCUCCCGAGCUGUGGGUCAGAGUUGUAAAAGGUAUUACAUCAGUGAGACUGGAGUGCGGUACAAUUGAUCGCGGUGCACGGCGCGGAAACUGAGGUGGCUGGUUGGGAGUGAGUGGAGAGGACGUUGGACGACCGCUGUGGAAGGCUACCAACACCAAAGAGCGCAUCGCUGCAGUAGGCUAUUGGAUUGGGCAAGACGCACACAUUGAUGGAAUGCGACUGUAACAGUCCAUCUUCAGCCUUUUUCUUGACUGAAUAGAUAAGUAGACAAGCCAUUAAGAAGAACUCACACUCAUAAGUGAAGGCACGAUGGCAGACACGACAGCCCCGGACUCGAUUCCGACGCUGGACGUCGUUAUCGACCCGGAUUUCGAGCCCCAGAAGCGACCAAGAUCAUGCACUUGGCCCCUGCCCGAGUCCAUCGCCAACAAGCCCGAGACGACGGAGGCGGACAUCAUCCCAGAGGAAGAAGAUGACGAGGAGGACAGCGCAAUGACCAUCAACGGAGAGGACCAGGGAAGCCCUGGGCUGAUGGCCGAAGGACUGCACGCAGCGGCCGCCCAGGAAGGCUCCAACUCCCCUCUCCCCUCGCUCUCUCCAGGCGACGGUGGUAGUGGUGGCAAACCCACAGAGCUGGUAGGCGCCCCGGGAAGCCAGCAGCAGACGCCGCGGAAGUCUUCCUCUCGCCGCAACGCAUGGGGCAACCUGUCCUACGCGGACCUCAUCACCAAAGCCAUAGAGAGCGCACCGGACAAGAGACUCACACUGUCCCAAAUCUACGACUGGAUGGUGCGAAGUGUACCCUACUUCAAAGACAAGGGCGACAGCAACAGCUCGGCUGGGUGGAAGAACUCCAUCCGGCACAACCUGUCGCUGCACAGCCGCUUCAUCCGCGUGCAGAACGAGGGCACGGGCAAGAGCUCCUGGUGGAUGCUGAACCCCGAGGGCGGCCGCGGGGGCAAGGCGCCGCGGCGCCGCGCCGUCUCCAUGGACAACAGCAGCAAGUACACCAAGAGCGCCCGGGGCCGCGCCGCCAAGAAGAAGGCGGCCCUGCAGGCUGCCGCGGCCGCUGCCGAGGCCUCGGGAGAGAUCCCCAACGGGCUGAGCAAGUGGCCCGGUAGCCCCAUGUCCCGCAGCAGCGACGAGCUGGACUCCUGCUGGACCGACUUCCGCUCGCGCACCAACUCCAACGCCAGCACGCUCAGCGGACGCCUGUCGCCCAUCCUGGCCAAUCCGGAGCUGGACGAGGUCCCGGACGACGAGCUGGGCCCGCCCCUGUCGCCCAUGCUCUACUCCAGCCCCAGCAGCCUGUCCCCGCCCUCCUCCGCCUCGUCCACGACCAAGCCGGGCGUAGGGGAGCUGCCGCGACUGGCCGACCUGGCCGGGACCAUGAACCUCAACGACGGGCUGGCCGACCAGCUCCUGAACGACAUCAUGGACAACAUCGACAUCGUCACCUCCACCCCUGUGCCCGUGACCAUGGCCGGCCUGAAGGUGGCAGGGCUGACUUUCGGUCCCACCUCCAAGACCGGCAACGCUGGCAGCUCGCCCGGCGGUGGUGUUGUCGGUGUCGGGGGUCUGUCUUCGUCUGGGCACGCGGGAAGCGGUGUGAACGGCGUGGUGGGCGUGAACGGCGUCAGCGGCACCUUCACCAACUCCAUCUUCAGCCCUCCGAGCGGCGCCCUGCGGCAGUCGCCCAUGCAGACCAUCCAGGAGAACAAGGCCACCUCCUUCUCCCCGUCCUCCACCUCCUCACCCUCCUCUUCGUCGGCGUCCUCCUCCUCCUCCUCUGCGCGCUUCGCCAACGCCACCUUGCAGGACCUGCUCAACAGCGACCCGCUGGGCACGCACAGCCGCGGCGACGUCCUCAUGACCCAGUCGGACCCGCUCAUCUCGCAGGCCAGCUCCACGCUCACCUCGCAGAACCGCAGCAGCCACAGCCACAGCCACAGCCACCGCAACUCCCUCAGCGGCCUGCUGCUGCGCAACGACCCCAUGAUGUCAUCUUUCUGCGGCGUCGGCAUCAACGGCAUCAAUGGUAGUGGGGUGCAGAUCCAGAACAGUCACCUCCAGCAGCAGCAGCAGCAGCAGCAACAGCAGCAGCAUCAACAGAACCUUCAGCAGCACCACCAGCAGCAGCGGCAGCAGCAGCACCACCACCACCACAACCACAACCACCACAACCAACAGCAGGGCAACAGUGCCAAGGGCCUGCUGCGCUCCUCCCUGACGCCCGCCAACGGGCUCCUCAGCCAGGCCAACGACGCCAACAACCUGGCCUCCGCCAAGCAGCAGCUGAUGCAGCUGAGCGAGGCCUCCACCGCCUCCCUCUUCAACGGCCUGAACGGCAGCAGUGGGUUGACCACCAACAACAGCAGCCUGGGCCUGGGCCUGGGGCUUGGCCUGGGUGGGGGCGGAGGCGGCAUGUGCCUGCCCCCCUCCAACACCCUGGGACCCGAGGCCUUCCCCGCGGACCUGGACCUGGACAUCUUCAGCGGCAGCCUGGAGUGCGACGUGGACUCCAUAAUCCACAGCGACCUGAUGGACGCCGACGGACUGGACUUUGACGCGCUCGUCUCGGCCAACCUGGACGCGUUCAUCGGCCUCGGCCCCGCGGUCGGGAACCUCAACGGCACCAAGGCUGGCAGCUGGGUACCCGGCUAAGAGGCGGGAAGAGACUGGCCAGGACCGGGAGCAUAGGUGGACACGUGGCAGAUGAAGACUCAGACUUGGUGCAUAAAGAAAGCAGUCAACAAGCUAACAAAGUCAAGAGACCGUCAGAACAAGCAGUCCAUCCAACUCAGACUCAUGCCAGCACCUUUGCCAAAAUAUCACCACCACCAAGCACCAAAGUCUGUUUACAGAAGACACAACCUUCCAUAGACUCGUCCCCUAUCUCACGCACACACACACACACACACACACACACACACACACACACACUUGUUUGCUUUUUGAUUCCGUCUAAACACACUGACGACAAAGGAGGACCAGGCAGUAGCGAACUCCUUUGGAAGAGCUGCAGCCUCUUCCUCAUGAUCUGAAGAGACACGGCUGAAAAGACAACGAACUUCAAACUGUUGCAUUUGGUGGCAUUGAAGAACCUGGAGCUUUGCUUGAAGGAUUUAAAGAUGCAGUCCGUGCGAUUGGCUAUCCUGUCAGCCAGUCAAAUCACAACCAUCACCCACCCCGUCGUGCUCCUUAAGACUCUUUGUUUUGAUUGGAUGUGAUGGUUUAUGACUCCACCCCCUCCCCAAGACUGAACAUUGGAGCUGUUUUUUUCUGUGUCUGAGCAAACUGUUGUGGACGGCUCUUGGACUGCUGCAUGGAGCAGAACGUUUUGUGGAAUUAUCUGGGAUCGCGGAGUGCAUCUUUAAACACAAGUACACGUAGAUGUAAAGCCCUACCUGUAAAAAGAGCUCAAGAUAAAGGAAAAAAAAAACAAUGUUGACUAGUUUUGUGAUGUUUACCUUAACUUUGUGGUUUCCUGGAGGUUUCACCUCCCCCCUCCUCCUCCUCCCCUCGGGACUGUUGUUGUUGUUCUCAGAAGCUGAUGUUUGUGAUUUUAAAAUGUCUGUGUGACCAUUAUCACCCUGCUUCCUUUUUUUUCUCGGGUGUGGACAUGGAGGAAACUCAAGUGGUGCAUACAUACCAGAACACACAUUCACAAACACACACACACACACACGACGACAAGCUCAACAUGAAGACCAGCAUGCUCAGGAGGACUCUCACAAUACUCGUUGCACUUCUGAGUGUCCUGAUAACUUGGUGCACUUCUGAUUGUGUUGUUUUUGCGUUUCGUCUUUCCUCCCCCCCCCCCCCCCCACCCACCCACCCUCGAAUGCAUUUAUUAGCGCAAAACUCAAAAUUGAACUAAUAACGAACCUUUUUUGUUUUGUUCUGAACAAGUUAACACCUUAUUUUAGGUUAAUACUAUAGAAGAAGUUUGUUAUUAUUGUUAAUGCAUAUUGUAUGUAACUGUAAAAAAGAGUGUGAUAAUCUGUCCAGAUUUUCUUGGAAUGCUCAUCGAUGCUUUUAGAGGUAAUGUGAGUGUAAAACAAAAUGUAGCCAAACUUUAAAAAAAAGAUUGAACUUGUGUACGUCCUAGCGUUGUGAACAUUUACCAGGCCAUACCAGGUGCUAAUCCUUCAGUGUUGAGCCUCCGUUUGGUUUACGGGCUUUGUAUCAAGGUCCCGCAAAGCACGUGAGGACGUAGCAUUAUCGUUAGCGAUAGCACUUCAAGUUACAACGGGGACACAUACAUGCGAAAUAUGCGAAGCGAACUUUGCCAUUCCUUCCUAUGAGGCACCGAAGUGGGGCGAAGGCAACCGAACAGGGGUGAAGCAAAGUGAAAAUAUUUGGUCAUGUUUAAUAUUAUACUAAUGAAGAGUGAAUUUCUGCCUGCGAUGACCAAUGCAAUCAACAACGUAAAUGUUUCAAUUGAUUUGAUUGGCCGCAGCGAUUUGUUGACCUCGUUGAGCCGUCAGAAAGAAGGGGUAUUCUCGGAAGCUGGUUCAGGAGUAAACCAGGUUAGGUUGAGAGGUAAAUCAUCUAUACUAAGAAGCUGGUUCAGGAGUAAACCAGGACUCCGUUUCUCGAUUCUUGUCGUUGCUAACCGUCUUAAGUCGGUCUUGAGUUGGUCGUAAGUUGCUCUUGAGUUGGUCUUAAGUUGGUCUUCAGUUGGUCUUUAGACGCAAGACCAACUUAAGAACAACUUAAGACCAACUCAAGACCUUGGUUACAACGUUGGUCUUAAGAACGAACAAAAUGGCUAACGUCGUUAGCAAAGGCACUGUCGAGAAACAACCCCCAGGUUAAGCUAAGAGGUAAAUCAUCUAAUAGAAGAGCCUGGACUCCAGCUUUCUGGGUAUAGGCCCUGGAACACUGAAUUUCGCCUCUCUUCGCUUCGCUCAUUUGGCUUCCAUGUGUCCCUGGCGUUUGCUGUCAGCAUACACAGUCACUCCCAGGCAGCCAGAAGAUACUUCCUCCUCCUGGACGCCAUUUUUACUGAGCAGAAACAAUAAGCUAUCUUUUGUACAUUUGCCAAAACUACUUGAACACUGCGAGGAUGCUGGCAGCCAGAAAAAAAACAAAAGACGAAGCUAAAACGAAAAAAACACCUGAUAUUGAAUAAUACAAACACACACACAGUUGCGCACACAUGCAACAAAACAUUUUCUCUCUCUCUCUCUCUCUCUCUCUCUCUCUCUCUCUCUCUCUCUCUCUCUCUCUCUCUCUCUCUCUCUCUCUCUCUCUCUCUCUCUCUCUCUCUCACACACACACACAAUGUAAUAUGCAACUGCAUCAUCUGUGCUCAGGGGGAGACGUGUGUCACCUCAGCAACUCUGUGACACCAUCUCAAUAUUUCCGCAAUUUGGUUGUACAAAAAUACUUAAUGGGGUUAAGAAAAACAAACACAAGUGCAUAGUGAAUAAGAAAUAUUUCAAUGUUGUGAAUAUUUAGCUACAUGCUGCAAUCAUUUGGAGUAGGGAAAAGAGAUGAUCAGAAAAAAGCAUCCUGGAUUUUUUAUUUUUUACUUUUGUUGGUUUUUCUGUUUGCUUUUCCAGGUUUUAAUUAUUAUUUUAUUCUUUCCUUCUCGCUCCCCAUCUUUACUGUUUUCAUGUGCUCGCCAGUCCAAAUGACGACAUGUUAGCCUGGGACAGUAACUCCGAUCUCAGUAACUCUGUGUGUUCUUCUUCUGAUGUAUAUUUGGUUCAGUUUUCGUUUUCAUUUUUGUUUUCCGACUCUUCCCUGUCCUCAGUCGGGACCUGGCUCCUUGGUACUGCAUACGUCCAAACGAAUGCAUGUGUGUAAAUAUGCAUAAUGCAUCUGGUCAAGUCCAUGUAUGACUAUUAUGUAUGACCUGUUAUCGCUCUUGCUUUUAUCGGUGUAGUUUCCCUGUGGUUGAAGCCUGUUCACCUGCAAAGGGGGUUGGUCGCCUGUUGAUUUGAGUGUCAUGUUUUUUGUGUGGCUGGUCUUUCAUAUUUGUAAGGAGUCGGUACGUAGAAUGGCACUCUGUUGCCGCAGCAACCCCACCAUAGCCGUAACCAACAACCCAAACCUGCCGCACUCCCAGACCAACUCAGGGGUGUGUUUCUCGGAAGCGUAGUUGUUAGCAGUUAACAACUUGGGUUGUUAUCAUGGGAAAUUGCAUUGCAAACAACAAAGUAGCUAACAAAGUUAGCAACUAUGGUUUCCAGAAUUGCAUCCCAGCUUUGGAACUGUCCCAAGACCACAAAGCAAGCUUUUACAAUCUGGGUUCUUACAAAUCAAACCAGUGCUGUGUGGAAUUUGUCAAGUUCCUAACGAAACAUUUUUUCCUCCCUGUUUGUUUUUGUUUGUUUGUUUUUACUCAACACUAGAUUUGCGCCAGUAAACAACAGUAGGCAGUUUGAUUUUUUCCCCCCCCAAAAAAGCAAAAGCUUGACUGUAAAUGAUCUCUGCAAAUCAAAUUACAUAAACAAAAUGUUCCCAGUGAGUUCAUACCGGUAGUAUGUUAGCACAGCCAAUGAAAUGUAGCAGGAAACCUCUCCAUUGCACACAGUGAAUGACCGCACUCCCCCUGAUUAGGCCAACAGGUGGGGACAAACUAGCCAGGCCACGCCCUCCUAGUGAUGCAACACCUUUAGCAUUGCCACUUGUCAGGUCCUCCCACUUUGUCGUGAAGCAAACAACCAUUAGCAAACCAAGGGAGGCGGGUCAACCAUGCAGUUUGGGAAAUGUUCAUUUUUAUGCACUUCGUCAGACCAAGUCUCGAAGAGAUUUGAAAGUCGAUGAUAAUCAGGCUAGGUACAAACAGGCUCGGAGCUGGCAACUUAUUGCAUUGCAUGUAUUGAGGUGUGUGGGGGGGGGACUCUCGGACAGAGCUGGACUGAAACUAUAAAAAGGCCUGGGCAGUCUUGAACGGCAUGCCCUGUAUUGCCAGACUAGCCUGUAGCCCCUUAAUGCGCGCCGUACCUCCAGUGGCACGCUGUAAUAGUCAUUGAAAUGUAACUACCACAGCACUACAAUACUAUGACAAAACACAGACCCUUUAGUAAUGCACCACGACUUGGUCAUUACCAUACUGGUAACAACAAAUGUAUGAGGCCGCGUCUUAAGGGGUUAAUAUGAUGAUUUUGAGUCCGGAGUUCUGGCCAUGCCUGUCAGUAGGGAUCAGUGUUGCCAGAUUGGGCUACUUGGGAUGGCCGUCUGCGGGUAAAAAUGGGGAAAAUUGGCCAUUUGGUAUUUUUUUCCUGCAGUUUUGUGCCCAUAGAAAUCAAUGCAAUUUGUUGAAAUUGGGCAGAAUUUUGUGCAUUUUGGCGGUUUUUGAGAACCUUUUUGAGCGGGAUUUGAUCUUACACAUCUGGAACACUGGUGGAGACAUUGAUUUAUGUUAUUAUGCCAGACAUGGGGCCACGAUCGCACUUGCGUGAAACCGAUCAUUCAAAUGCGUUGUGUGUUCACAUACACGCGUUAGCUCCGCACCGAUAUCAUUGGUUUAGCAAAAUUGCAAAUGCAGACAUGGUUUGGAGAUAAAGAGGAAGUGGAUUAUCUGGUGUGCAACUUGUCGACUGGCCACCCCUCCCUAUACUAGCGCCACCUGACUGCAGCAUGAGUGCUUGCCAGCUAGUAAACUACCAAGAAUACGAAACUUUGCUUUUGCAGUGCCGAUAUCAGACAUCCAAGUAUGCUGAUCCUUUUCACAUACACAUUCUUAUGUACAUACAGUACAUACACACACAGGCGUACAUAGACACACACGUGAUCCAUGUUUAGUUCCACAAAACAGUUUGUAGGUUUUGGGUAGAAGACAUAGUAUAUCCGGGCCUGACCGUGGCCUAACGGUAGGGCACCUGGGUCCUUUGCCAACCCUUUCCCCGUCUCUCUCUCUCUCCCACUCGCUUCCUGUCCAUAUCUUCACUGUCUUGUCACACAAAUAAAGGCAAAAAUCCCCUCAAUUAAAAAAAAAGAAGACAUGGUAUAUUCAGACCUGAACCAUACCCAGCAAAGUGACAUAAUCUCAGUCGGCCCCAUCAUAUGUUACACUAUAUCUCUCUUGACCCCAUAAUCGUCAGCUCGGCUGCUGUACCCAGACCUGUUACUUCAGCUCAGAGUUCUUUCAGAAUCUGGCUUGGGGAGAUCUCAUGCCCUUAGCUACCAAGCUAACACGUACUCCACUUCCUAGUCUACUUUGAUCUCUCUAUGCAGACGUUACUGCUUGUCAAUACACACCAACAAUGAUGACAUCAGAGCACCUCUUCUCUACUGUCCAAUAGCAAACGAUUUCUCUCGUCCACACACCUAACAACACAUUUUGACCUUUUUCAUCCUUGCCUUCUUCUCACUUCCCAGCUCCACACACACACACAUAUACAGUGCAGUACACAAACACUCAUACAGUACACCCUGUCAAUAGUAUGGCUUCUGUAUUUGAUGUUAGUGGGUAUUUCUCCUGUGUACGCCAUUUUCAAUUGUAAUCUAGUUUGUAUAAGAAAUGGUGCGCAUGUAAAUAAAGCUCGGUGAAGCUCA